CAGCUGAAGCUGAAAAUGCUUGUUUUGAGUAUGAUGAAUGAAAUAGAAAUUAUAGUUAUGGGUAAACCGUUUUAAUAGAGCGUUAAUAACCGCGGGAACUGUUCUAAUUUAGUUUUAGUACUUAAAGAAUUGUAAUUUCGUUGGUUGAUAAUUGUUUCUAAAAUGCUGAAAUUUGGAAGUAAAAGUGAUGUAAACGUUACCUUCAAGUGCACAGUUCGGUUGUUAGAAGAUACUGAAAUUGUUGAAUGUGAAUUUCAGCCGCAGCACAAAGGGAAGUAUCUAGUAGAACACGUUUGUCGGCAACUCAACCUGAUAGAGAAAGACUACUUCGGCCUGAGAUAUGUUGACUCUACCAAGCAGAGGCAUUGGCUAGAUCCAGCGAAACUGGUGCUGAAACAAGUAAAAGACAUGGACCCAAUUUUAUUUAGCUUCAGAGUGAAAUUCUACCCACCAGACCCUUUCAGACUGAAAGAAGAAAUAACUAGGUACCAAGUAUACCUGCAGCUGAAGAGAGAUUUGCUACACGGUCGGCUGUACUGUACAUCGAGUGAGGCAGCGUUGCUUGGUGCCUAUAUUGUUCAAGCGGAGCUUGGUGAUUACAAUCCCGAAGAACACGUGGAGAACUACCUGAGUGAGAUGAAGAUUCUGCUGAAACAGACCCAACUGAUAGAAGAGAAGAUCAUGGAGUUGCAUCAGACACAGAUGAAGGGGCAGACACCUGCGCAGACUGAGAGUAAUUUUCUGCGCAAGGCUUGCACACUGGACACCUACGGAGUGGACCCUCAUCCUGUUAAGGAUCAUAAAGGCAACCAACUCUACCUCGGUAUCAACCACUUGGGCAUUUUGACGUUCCAAGGCAGUCGGAAAACAAACCACUUCCGCUGGUCUGAGGUGACCAAGAUAAACUACGAGGGGAAGAUGUUCAUCAUACAUCUCGUCUAUCAAGAGGACCCAAGAACCAAAAAAAAGACAACAGUAGGAUUCAAAUGUCCCACGGGCUCUGCUUGUAGACAUGUCUGGAGAUGUGCCAUCGAGCAGAUGUUGUUUUUCACACUACCCAGCAGUGCUGACGCGCCCAGUGUUGUGACGGGAGGCAGCUUUUUCUCCUGGAGCAGCAGCAAGUUCCGUUACUCAGGUCGGGUGGAGAAGGAGAUCCUGGAGGACCCGGCGCUGCGCAGGGAUGAACCCAGCAUAACCCGGGGAAGCUUGCGACGCAAGGCCAACAGUGUUCCGGCCACCCCCUCUACACCAAUCACCAGUGACUUGGGCUAUAGCAGUCUGCCCAGAUCCAACCAUUCAGCAGACUGUAGGUUAGACUCCACCAUUGUCCCUGACAUCAUCACUCCAGACAGCACCAUACCAUUGGAGACUGUCUCUGAGGACCAGGAAGUUAAGCAGAGAGCAGCUGGUGAACGAGUCAACAAAUCCGUGUCCGAGCCCAAGCUUAACGGAAAGGUACUCGUGAAAGGUCUACACAAGGACUCAGAGUCGGUGAUGGGGAACUUCGGAGACUACUACUUCCGGGACUCGAUGGAUCACUCGUCGUCUGAGUCACAGCUGGUUGGUGCCUCUCAUAGGUCCAGUAGGAGUCCGACCCCUGUACUACGCGGAGGUCGUCUACCUCUCCCCCCCACUGCACCACUCUCUCGGCCCCCUCCCCCCGCACUGCCUCCGCGCACCGUCACGCGACGCUUCAAGUUCAUCAGGGUCUUUAUACCGUCGGUCGUCAUUGCUGCCAUUUCACUCGUCACAAUCGUAAUUCUCGCUCUGGAGACAGAGAUGCUGGGCGGAAGUUUACGACGUGCGCCAGAAAUGAUUGCUAUACGCAGACUCUACUACGAACCUACAAAAGAGUUUUUCAAGUCUAAGUUCUCUUCGAGAGCCACUUAGUGGAGUUUUGUGGUUUUGUAACAACUCAGCGGGUUCCACCGAUUGCUACCUCGAAUCACAGUUUUUAAAGUUAGAUCUUUUUAAAGUAAGAUUAAGUGAAUUUUUAAUGAGUUGACGUACGUGUUAUCAAAGUGAAUGUUGGUUAAUUCAAAUUUGUUUAUUCUCUGUUUUAAAAUGUUUACUUGUAAACAUUGAUAAAAUAUUAAUCAGCUUCAGUAGUGAUAUGAUGUCAAAGUUAAAACCAGUAGAAUGGCAAUCUUUUAGUUUGAUUUCCAAUUUUCUGCAUAAAUAAAAAAAAAUUAAUGACAAUUUUGGACAUAAGUCACAAAAUCUAUUUGUAUAACACUCCUAUUAACAUGUUCACUGCACAUGACAAGUAAUCUCGUCACCGCUGGCGCUUUCCAGUAGUGUGCGACAAGUAUACUCGUCAAACCGCCGUUUACAAACUAUUGUUCCAUCCAAGGUUAGCCACUGCCGCGAGGCGUUGUUUCACGUGCCGCUUAUUAUGCCUGUGUUAUACUUCAAUCUGUUAUAAUUUGUUUUCAGAUCAGACCAUUUUAUCGGAGGUAGGGAUUAUUAAAAAUCUAUUGUAGUGUGGGGUUUAGGCUUGGAUCUAAUGACAUGUAAUAGAAUAACGAUAAUGAAUGUACUGUAAGCACUGUGGAAGGAACCUAACCUCAAAAUUGUGUUUGACCACUUUUUUGCGUUCUUUAGUGUAUCCGGGUAUUUCAGCCCUGCUUUUUCCCUCCAUUUGGCAAUACCAGUAUUUGGCUGGCUAGCAGAGUAUUGUUUAGUGCUGCUAUCUGUUGGGUUCUUGUAAAGCUACGUUUACAAAGACUGGGACUUAGUAUAUGCCUCCCAUUUGGAUGAAACCAAAUUUAAACGUAUUCCCGCACUCAUCCACCCAGUGUUUAGCUGUUCGCGCCGCCGCAUUGAACGUGUUAACACCCCAGCUUUCAUUAAUCAAUCAUUGGGCUUAAUAAAUGGUCCUGCCUUUAAAAACAGCUGAUCUUAGUCUGUAUAAAGCUACACAAAGCAUCCCACUCCAUGUCACACUCACCGUACGUUUAUAUUUGAGUAAAAAUACGCCCAGUAGGGUUGCCAUGUCUAUCGGUAAAAAAUCUAUGUUCAUUGCUGAUUAUUUAAAAAUACAUUUUUAUAACACAUAAUUUACCUAAACUAAAGUAUAUUGUGCUGUCCUAAGGCUACGGCCACACGGGCUUUUUUUCACGCGGUAAAAUGUAGCUUAUUUUCACGCUGCUUGAAUUCCCGCUGUUGUAUGCCACACACGCGUUUUUUUCACGCAGUAAAAUGUAGCUUAUUUUCACGCUAGUUGAAGUCCAGGAACGGGAAAAUACACUCGGAACCCGCAGUUGAUUGACGA
This is a messenger RNA of Macrosteles quadrilineatus (aster leafhopper), 3274 nucleotides long. RefSeq names its product FERM domain-containing protein 5-like. Gene Ontology annotation, cellular component: cytoskeleton. NCBI's taxonomy places the organism in Eukaryota, Metazoa, Arthropoda, Insecta, Hemiptera, Cicadellidae. Gene Ontology annotation, molecular function: cytoskeletal protein binding. The transcript has 13 exons. The record is from RefSeq and is a predicted model, not a curated record. The coding region runs from base 163 to 1890 and encodes 575 amino acids.